Molecule: messenger RNA, 1343 nt
Organism: Nicrophorus vespilloides
Lineage: Eukaryota; Metazoa; Arthropoda; Insecta; Coleoptera; Silphidae
Product: innexin inx7-like
Exons: 5
Coding region: 1-1254 (417 amino acids)
Biological process (GO): phototransduction
Cellular component (GO): plasma membrane; gap junction
Molecular function (GO): gap junction channel activity
Source: RefSeq, a predicted model, not a curated record
AUGUUGCGAAUCGUGAAUACCCUCUCGGCGAAUGUAAAAAUUCGAUUAAAUAAACAUACAAUCGACAAUGUUGCGUUUCAAUUGCAUUACAGAUUCACGAUGUGGUUUAUGAUAGUUUUAACAGUUUUGGUGUCUACAGAAUUGAUUGGCAAUCAUAUUCAGUGCCUCAGCGGAAAUGGUGUUGAUAAUAGAGUGAUAAACACUUUCUGCUUUUUCACGACAACCUUCACUGUUGUUAAAUAUAUGAAUAAAUCUAUGUUGAAUCAACACGAUAUAGCGCAUCCGGGUGUUGGUUCAACUGGAGUUAAUUCAGAUGAACCGAUUCAACUGCAUGCUUAUUACCAAUGGGUCCCAUACGUCCUUAGUUUUCAAGCACUUACUUUUUACAUUCCUCAUAUGAUUUGGAAAUUGAAAGAAGGUGGAAGAUUGAAGAAUCUGGUGGCAGGUUUGGAACUUGCUGCCUAUGCUACAGACAAAAAUUUAAAUAUAGGAAAAUUUAGAACACCAACAAAGUCCGAAAUCAAUCAGAAAUUCCGUGAUUUAAAUCUGGCGUUUAGUAAGCGUCUGAUAGUUAACAAGGAUUGGAGCAAAUGGUUGAUAAUUUGCGAAUUCUUGAAUUUAUUUAACAUCAUUCUGCAAAUAAUAUUAACUAAUUGGUUUCUUGAUGGCGCCUUCCUAUCAUUAGGUCCAAAGCUAAUAAAAGAACAUUUUGAUAAUAAUUCCGAUACUUUCAUUCUGGACAAAGUAUUUCCGAAAAUGACUAAAUGCACGUUCCAUAAGUACGGUGCGUCUGGAACGAUUCAGUCACAUGACGCCAUGUGCGUUUUGGCACUGAACAUAAUCAACGAGAAAAUCUACUCGUUUCUAUGGUUCUGGUUCUUAAUAAUCCUGAUAGUUUCUGUAUGUGCAUUGAUUUGGCGUGCUGUGACUGCUUUGUUUGGAAGAAGUCGACAAUUGAAUGCACUCAUUUAUUCGAUGGAGUAUUCCAAGGAGAUGAACCCCUGGAGAAUCGUGAAAGCAGCGAAAAGAUCGGAUUAUUUAGAUUGGCUCUUCCUAACUUACGUAUCCAAGAACAUGAAUCCGCUGGUGUUUAAGACUUUCAUCUCCCAACUUGCGAAAGAAUGGGAAGAAAUGGAAUUGAUUCCGAAUUUGCUGGACGAAGAAAAUUCUUUGGACAGCGAAGAUUAUAAGGACAACAAACUUAGAUAUAUCGACGACGACAGCUUUGGUACCAUGAACAAAAAGCAAUAUUAAUCAUGUAAUAAUAAAAACCACUUUCAUAGAAAAUAAAUAAUAAACAAAAUCAUUUAGGAAGUAAUGACCAUUUCACCUAAAUAUUAAUA